Molecule: messenger RNA, 1109 nt
Organism: Paramisgurnus dabryanus
Lineage: Eukaryota; Metazoa; Chordata; Actinopteri; Cypriniformes; Cobitidae
Biological process (GO): positive regulation of DNA-templated transcription; autophagosome assembly
Cellular component (GO): nucleus; autophagosome
Source: RefSeq, a predicted model, not a curated record
AAAUGAUCGGUAAAAUCAUUGCACAGUUUGUUGGCAGCGUAGAGGAGAAUCACAGUGAUGCUGUAGUUGAAACUGAAGACUAUGCAAACCUACUUGAGCUUGAGGAUGGGGAAUGGGUUAUCAUAAAUAUACAAGAGAACCAGUCAGUUGGUGGCUCAUGUGAGGCAAACACUUUGGAAAACUUGUUGAUUGAGCAUCCCAGCAUGUCUGUGUACCAGAUCAAGCCUGAUGAGGAAGACAUCGCUUCAGAAGAAGAAGUGGAAGACAUGACUAGGUCUGCACCAAUCAGACGUCACGUUUCUUGGCUAGCUGCAUGGGGCAGCCCAUUGCCCUGCAGCACGAUACUGCUUUCAGAGCAGCGUGCCAGAGUUUAUAAUGAGCAUAGAAAGCUGACCCGUGGCGCCCUCAACAGGCAAAACCUUACAAAAACACGCUUUUUAUCUGAGCGCCGCUAUGGCUUCUUCAAGCAGCCCACUCAACGCCUGUACAACUAUUGAGCUUUAGUCUUUUUACAUAAAAAAGAUGAAAUGUUUUUGCUAUGUGAAUUGUUGUUUUUAUCUUCAAGGGGAAUAUUGAUAAUCUGAUACUUUCCCCCUGUGAGUCUGUUACAAAUUUAAAGUGUCACUGUCUGAACACAGGGUGUUUUUUUUAAGGUGGAUGUCUCAUUGGUAGUCUAACACUGAUAUAACUCAGUAACAUAAGCAUGCGUUGAAAAUUCAGUUGGAUGAUUCAAAACAUGACCAUAAAGCAUUGGCAUUAGCAGUGCUUUAGUAUUUAAAGAGUGCUUAUCUGAAAGUGCAAUGUAGUAAUGUUUGUGUGUUUCUGCUUUGCUAUGGUGCCUAAAUAUCGUUUAAGUGAGAUAAAAAAAAAAAUUCUUGAAAAUAUUUCAGUGUUGAAGCAUAUGAAAAGAAGGCAAAACAAUGUGAAGCUACAUCUUAAGCCUUAUGUUUGCAUGAGUGAAAUACCAAAGUAUUUGUUGUGAUUCAUACCAUUACAUUUUUGCUAACAUUUGACUUUGUAAAUAUAAAUGCAUUUUGAGGUUUUAUUUUCUAUCUUCAAAAAUACAUUUGUAAAAUCUUUAUAAAAAAAUUAAAAAUAUUUUUUCAUCA